AUGGCUAGUAGUGCACUUCCAAAACCAAAUUUUCGUUCUGCACUCUGCUAUUAUUACUCAUCAGACAAAUCUGAAUGCUUACAAGAAAUAGUCUCCUCGUACUUACAUCGAUUAGGGCCUCGUCAGCUGCCCACACAGUUCGCUUUGACUGAUAUAUCGUUCAUUCCAUGCAUGCUCGUACCACACGGUGCUUAUUGUGAUUCUGGACCGCUCUAUGCUCAUGCUUAUUUCUGGAUUAAUUCAUUUCUUUUCGAUACAGUGUUAAUCAUCGGAACAAACCAUAGUGGGGCAGGCUCAUCAAAGAUGAGUCUUUCACCAGAUAGUUGGCAAACACCAAUCGGUACUGUAGAUAUUGACAUGGAUUUGUUCCACGCAUUCGUAUCGAUGUUCGGUGAGACAAUCAUCGAUCGCGAAGCACAUAGAAGUGAACAUUCAGUAGAAAAUCAAUUGCCGUUUUUGAAACAUCUACGAUCCGAUGUCAAAUUCGUUGCAUUGUCAUUUUCGAGAUUGAAAGACCUAACUCAAGGUCAUCAAAUAUGUCAGCAAAUCCAACAAGCUAUUCAACUCUAUCGACAACGAACAGGCAAACGAGUAGUUAUCGUUUCUACAACGGAUUAUACACAUUACGGUCCCGGGUACAAUGAUAUUCACGCUAAAAAUUUAUCCGAAAACGAAGAAUAUGCUCGUGUUCAUGACAAACCAAUUCUCCAGUCGAUUUUAUCGAACGAUGCCUCACAAUUAUUCGAAACUCAGCGAACGACUCAAAAUUCCAUGUGUGGUCUAUGGCCAUCAUUAAUCAUCAUGAUUCUGUCUCGACUUUUGAACGAGAACAAAGGACAAUGGAAUCUUCUCUGCUACCACGUUAGCUCAGAAGUGAUAAAACGUGGCAACGAUGUUUGUGGCUUCGCAUCUUUUGUUUAUUCGAAUAACUAA
This is a messenger RNA of Adineta ricciae, 933 nucleotides long. The record is from the annotation of a GenBank genome assembly. NCBI's taxonomy places the organism in Eukaryota, Metazoa, Rotifera, Eurotatoria, Adinetida, Adinetidae.